Molecule: messenger RNA, 5188 nt
Organism: Zonotrichia albicollis (white-throated sparrow)
Lineage: Eukaryota; Metazoa; Chordata; Aves; Passeriformes; Passerellidae
Source: RefSeq, a predicted model, not a curated record
GGGUCAGGGAUGUUCACCCAGCCUGCUUCCCUCCAGGGGAAGAUGUUUUCUUGGCACUGCAGCAGGGGAGAGCAGCAAAUAACUCCUGUUGUACCCACCUGGAACUGUGACAGUGAUGUUUUAAUCUUUUGAAGUGAACAUGUUCCUGUGGCUGGGUAAAGAAUUUGCCUGUGAAAUGGCUGAUUCUGUUGGUGAUACAUUCUUCCUUUAAUUAAGUAGCUGACUUACCUUGACAAUUAAUUGGAGUGAUGUAUGGUUUUUAUUAGAAACCCAUGACUAAUUUUUUCUUGCCGUUCCUGCUAUCUUAUUGUUCCUGUCUCCCCUCCUCCCGAGUUCUGCUGAGUGCCAGCUGUGUCCUCCAGGCACUGGUGCAGACCAGUGUUCCCUCUUGCUUACCUGUUCCAGAUAAAGUCAUUGUUUUCAGGUAUUUUCCACAUCAUCUUUCAGAAAUUUUCCAUUUCAUCACAGUUUUGUAAUUUUUUUUGUUUUCAGAGUCUGGGAUUCUUUACUUAAAAAAACCCCACCAAUCACAAACUCCUCAAAACAUCAGCACAACACCCCUCACCUUGCCAUGUAGUUUGCUUCCUUUAAUACCACACUUCCUACUUCAUUAAAAUAACUGCCAGGUUAAAAAAAUCCUCCCUGCAGCCAUCCCUGUGCCUGUAAUCUGCUAGGAAACUCAAGUGAAUUUUAUAUUUAAUUACAACAGGCAAGAUUCAAAAUGGAUCUGACUAAAGACAUUUCUGUUAAAAUCAGAGCAGCAGCUACAAGGACUCAGUUUGUCCCUUAUCCUGCUCUCCCUGGCUGAAAGGAGCAGAGGCUCAAUCCUCUCUCUGACCUUGCAACAAAUGAUGUGGACUAUUCUUUACGUUUUUUCCACUUAGGAAGCUUUAGUCUUUUUAUAGGAAAUUUGUUUCCAUGGGGGAGCUUAGGCAUGGAUGAGUGGGGAACAAUGUAUUGUUUGUUAAAACAAUUUUUUUUUAAAGGGAGUGGGCUUGAAAGGAAGGAAAUGUGGUUUAGAUUUAAGUUUCUUUUGAAAUUUAUUCCUCUUCUUUUGCCUCAUCCUCCCCACCCCCCAAGAUACAAAACAAUAAUCCUAACAACCAGACCUGCUUUUAACCCCCUGUGUUCUCAGAGGAGUAUCCAUGUCCUCAGUGGCCACACCAGGUGCCAAUAUUCAAAUCUGAGCACCUAUUGGUUCGACCACAGCAUCCCAAAAACUCACUUCCUUUUCAAACCAGGACAUCCUCAAACUGACUUUUCACCACACAUGUCUUUAAAAGAUUUGGUGUAAUCUGGAAAGCCAGAGGAAGUUUAAAAAUCACUGUCUUGUGUAUCCUUCCUUUCCCUUCCCUGUCUGGCUUGUUCUCUAUCAAGAACAUGCAGCUUUUGUCUCAGCUUUCCUAGUCCCUGUGUUUAUUUAGUCUGUCUCUGGUGUGUGUGUGUGUAAAGUUUAAGCCUCAGUUUAUCCACGUGCUUAAACCUUGUGCUGAACGAGGUCCUUGCAUGCUCUGCUCCCUGGGCUGUUCAUUCCCAGGGUGGUUCUGGAAGGAAGAGCCCUGUGGGGUCAGGUGGGGGUGCAGGUUCUGGGGGAGGAAGCUCAAGGCAGGAAUACAGUUUAAUUUGUAAUGGGCUGUAUUUAAAGCAGGCAGUUGGCUGGAAAUGUCUCUUUCCUUUCCCUGCAGGUGUGUGGCAGAGCUGCUGUGUGACAAUCUCUGCUGCUGCCAUGGCUGACCCCGUGCCCGAGGACAGCGUGUCCCAGGUGCCCGAGCUGUGCUGUGAGUGUGGCCAGGCCCACCCCUUGCUGGACAAUCACCUGUACAACUUCCAGGACGAGGUGGACGAUGAGCUCAUCUGCCACAUCUGCCUGCAGCCCCUGCUGCAGCCCAUGGACACGCCCUGUGGGCACACCUACUGCUUCAAGUGCCUGGAGAACUUCAUGCAGGAGUACAGCUUCUGCCCCAUGGACCGCAAGAAGCUCUCCUUCCAGCAGUGCCACAAGUCCAGCCUGCUGGUGAGGAACCUGCUGGAUAAGCUGCUUGUGCUGUGUCCUUUCAAGGCUGAGUGCCAGCAGAGCAUGCAGCGCUGUGAGCUGGAAGCUCACCUGCAGAACAGGUGUCCUGGCUUUAAGAAAUACAAAUCUGAGCUCCAGAGGAAAAGGAGCCCCAUUUCCAAAGGGAAGGAAGAGCCUCCUGCCAAGGGGGACACAAACUCACCCAAGGAUCCAGAGCUCCCAGGUGGAGGCUCCUCACUUGUGGCAGAAAGCUCUGGAGCUGCUGUGGUGUCACUGGGGACUGCAGAGCCUGGACUGGUCAAUCCAGCUUUUGAGGAGACUGAAGAAGACCUUCCUCACAGAACCAGUCUUGUGGCUGAAACUACCACCAUCGAGAUCCACCGGGAGGAUCCGGAGGAAGAGCUGGGCAUGAGGAUAGUUGGGGGUAAGGACACCCCCCUGGGGAACAUCGUUGUUCAGGAGGUGCUGAGGGACUCUGUGAUUGCUGCUGAUGGAAGAAUUGCUCCUGGAGACCACAUCCUUGAGGUGAAUGGCGUCAACAUCAGCAGCGUGACUCACUGCCAGGCUGUCUCCUUCCUGCGCCACCCAGGGCCUGUUCUGCACCUCCUGGUGCUGCAGGAGAAGGGCUUUUCCAGCAGGACUGCCCAGCAGGAUCCCAGUGCCACCAGCAGGGAGGUGAUCCACGUCACCCUGGUGAAGAGAGACCGAUCGGAGCCCCUGGGAAUCAAACUGAUCAGGAAGACUGACGAGGCAGGGAUCUUUAUUCUGGAUCUCUUAGAGGGGGGCUUGGCAGCCAAGAAUGGGAAGCUGAGUCGGAAUGACAGAGUGCUUUCAAUAAAUGGCCAGGAUUUGAGGCAAGGAACUCCUGAGGCUGCUGCCCAGAUCAUCCAGACCACGGAAUCCAGAGUGAACUUUGUGAUCCUGAGGCAGUCUGGGCUGCAGCUGGGGGAGCCAGGGGAGGAUGGCAGCACCUCCAACAGCAGCAGCAGCAGCAGCAGCAAUGGGGGCAGCCCCGUGCACCACCGGAGGCGACCAGAGCAGAGCCACUACAGGAGGAAAUCCACCUACCAGAAGGAUUUGCCUCAGGGAUAUGUAAGUCAUGAGAAGACAGUUGCAAUAAAAAAGGAGCCAAAGGAAUCUUUGGGAAUCACAAUUGGAGGUGGAAGGGAUAACAAAAACAAGCUCCCUAUCUAUGUGACAAGUGUGCAGCCCAUUGGAUGCCUCUUCAGGGAUGGCAGAAUCAAGAGAGGGGAUGUCCUUCUGAGCAUCAAUGGCAUCGAUUUGACUCAUCUGAACUACUAUGAAGCUGUCUCAGCUCUGAAAUCCAAUGCAGCCUCCCACUCAGUCACACUGAAAGCCUUGGAAAUCCUGUCCCUGAACUGCCCAGAGCCAGCCCUGGACAUCAGGGAGCAGGGGUUCAGCUGGUCUCCCCUCUGGAUCACGUGGCUGGGAUUGCCCAGCUACCUUCACUUCUGUCAAGAUAUUGUCCUUAGUAAAGGAAACCUGGAAAGUUGGGGCUUCAGCAUCGUGGGAGGCUUUGAGGAGAGCAAAGGAAACCAACCCUUCUUCAUCAAAACCAUCGUGCCCGGCACUCCCGCCUUCAGGGACAGGAAACUCAGGUGUGGAGAUGAAAUCGUGGCAGUGAACGGAGUGCCAGCAAUCGGAAUGAGCAACUCAGAACUGAUCCCAAUGCUGAAGGAGCAGAGGAACAAAGUCACCCUGACCGUGGUGUCCUGGCCAGGGAGCCUGGUGUGAGAGCCCCAGGCAAGCCCCAGCACCUGCAGGUAUCCACCAGCAGCUGCACCAACAGGCCACACUGCCAGGGAACAGGGGCUGCCCCACUGCUGCUCCUGCUGCACUGCCAGGGAAGGCUCCUUGCUUCCUUUCUAUGGAAAACAUUUUACCAACAAAUCUGGAUGCUGAAUUCAAAGGGUUAAUCCAACAGUUGUUGAGCUUCCCAGGCUCAUUAAAGCUCCUCAGGAUUGGUGGAGCACAGAAAGCUCUUCCCAGCUUUCUCCACAACCUGCCCUGGAGGCUGCUAAGGCUUGUCUUGAUUUUAGGCUCUGCUUUCCACUGAGUAUUGAACAGGUUAAAACAGAGGCUUUAAAAGCAGCUACUGGAUCUGUAAGGAUGGGGACCCAACUGAGGCAUUUGUGUCUAUCAGGAUUUCCAGGAGCAUUUUUAGGUGUCAGUAACCCAAGGGAUGAUUGAACACCUGAACACCCCAGGGUUGCUCAGAGCUGGGGAGCUGUGUUGCCUGCAUGGGGUCCUGGCACAAAUCCCCGUUCAGGAUCCUGCCAACUCCACUGAUUUAUUGCAAAGGGACAAUUUCAACAGCUUCAAGAACCACUCUCAAAGGCAGCAGCAAGAGGGGUUUCAUUGAAAUAUGAUGUUGCAAAAUGUGACUUUAUCAAAGGUCAAGGGUAAGAUUCACUUAUUGCACACAGGUUUCCCUGGUUUUAGGAUUGAUAAAAGCAGCUUUUCCCCAGCAGGGAAUGGGCUGGUGUCAGUCACCCCUGGCCCAGCCUGAUGCUGCUCUGUCCUAUUUUUCUGUUUGCAGUGAUGAGGGGCAGAGUUCAGGCAGGGGCAGAGCACCUGUACUGCCAGGUGAGAUUUCUCCUGCAGUUCCCUUCAUGUCCCUCUUGCAGCUGGAGCAAAAUAUCAACUUAUGGGAUCAGGGGAAGCUCAAAGGAUCCUUGGCUGCAGGAAGAGUCACCUCCUGAAGGAGACUGUGCCCAGCCUGGCUUCAGCUCAAACCCACUGUGCAAUGAAAGAACUGAAGGCCAGGCAGGGUGCUUUGACCUCUGACACUGUGAAAGUUCCUACUUGCAAACUCCACCUGAAGCAAUCCCCUUUUUUAGCAGUUCAAUGAGCAGCAGAGAUGAUGGGUUUUUCUCAAACCAGGUUGCACUCAGAGAUCUUUGCUCCUGUGCUGCACCUUUUGCAGGAGCAGCUUUGUAAGAAUCCAAGGAGUCUGUCCCCUGUCCAAAUGCUGCCUGGAGUGAAUGUUUAAUUCAUUUGAAUGAAUGUUUAAUUCCUUGUAGCAGCCCUGAGCUGGCACUUUGUCAUUUGCUGUCCCUGGGCCUUGUUCACAUGCAGUGACUUCACCUCCUGUGCUGGGAGCUGCAGGCAGGGACAGCAGGGACAGCAGGGCCUGGCCCAGAGCCCUGGGCA